GCAGGCUGUCAGGAUGGGAUGUAGCAGAAGCAGCAGCAGCCACUCCUGAUUUAGGGGCCAAAGAUGAAGAUAAAAUAAUUACCCAACUGAUUCAAAACACAAGAGAAAUUCAGAGGGUCAAGGAUGGAACUGUGGGUUCCCCAGCAGCCUUCUCAGCCACAUGGGAGGCCCACGACACCAUCUAAGGGUCCAGACCGUGACCUUCAGAAAGAUGGCUACCGCCGGCCUGCUCCUCAAUCUUGGCACACUGAAGAGAGGUUCCAUCAAUUUCAAGACACCCGUGGGAGCUCACAGCCCCAGCAGGACCCUCGGGCAGAUCACCAACAGCCUCAUUAUGCAUUGAGAUCUGGGGAAUGGCCUCCGUCUGUGUCUGGGUUUGGUUAUUAUGAAGGUGGUUAUCCUGGUCAGUUGUAUGCAAGGCCAGGCAUUGAGGAUCCAUAUCAGAGCUAUUACUCUUCAACCCUAAGGAAAGACUAUGCUUACAGAGGUUAUUACUAUCACGGACACCCACAGCAGCUACAGGAUGAAAGAGUGCCAAGGCAAGGGAGUCCUUAUACCUGGCACGAAGCUUAUCGAGACCAAAAGUACCUAAGUGACCAGCAUCAUGAAAAACAGAGCAGUCCUUCUGGAACAAACAGUGAAACCCAGCCCCAAUCUAAGAGUCGGAACCCUUAUAAAGACAGUCCUGCUUCUCACUCUGGACAGGAGAAGCCUGGGGACCUGUUUCCUGAGAAUCUGAAAACUGGGGCCCAAAAGAAGCUAUCGAUGACCAGGGAGUCCAACCUCCUUCAGCAGCAGGAGUCUGGUCUCAGCUCCAGCAGUUAUGAGCUUAGUCAGUACAUGGCAGAUGCCACAGAGCCACCUGGGCCCAUGACUUCAACAGCUUGGAGUCCAAUUCAGGCUGAGGAUGUCUCCACAGGAGGUCCCAAGACACCCAUGAAGUUCUACAUCCCUCAUGUGCCUGUGAGUUUUGGCCCAGGUGGUCAGCUAGUACGUGUGGGUCCCAGCUCUCCCAGAGAUGGACAAACAGCCCUUGUUGAACUGCACAGCAUGGAGGUUAUUCUUAAUGACUCUGAGGAACAAGAAGAAAUGAGGGCCUUCUCAGGACCCUUAAUCAGGGAGGAUGUACACAAGGUGGAUAUCAUGACCUUUUGCCAGCAGAAAGCAGCUCAGAGCCGCAAAUCUGGGACACCGAGGAGCAAAGACUCGGCCUUACUGUGGCAACUGUUGGUUCUCCUUUGUCGGCAGAAUGGGUCUAUGGUGGGGUCAGACAUUGCGGAGCUGCUGAUGCAAGACUGCCAGAAGCUGCAGAAGUACAAGAGGCAGACCCCGGUGGCGAACCUCAUCAACCUGACCGAUGAGGACUGGCCGUUGAUGAGCUCCGGGACCCCAAACCUGCUCACUGGGGAGAUCCCCCCCAGCGUGGAGACGCCUGCUCAGAUAGUGGAGAAAUUCACCAAACUGCUCUACUUUGGAAGAAAGAAGGAAGCCUUGGAGUGGGCCAUGAAGAACCAUUUGUGGGGCCAUGCUUUGUUCCUAUCCAGCAAGAUGGACCCAAGGACCUAUAACUGGGUGAUGAGUGGCUUCACCAGCACACUGGCCCUCAACGACCCCCUGCAGACUCUCUUCCAGCUCAUGUCCGGGAGGAUCCCACAGGCAGCCACGUGUUGUGGGGACAAACAGUGGGGAGACUGGAGGCCUCACUUGGCCGUGAUUCUGUCAAACCAGGGUGGUGACUCGGAGCUGCAUCAGCGCGCCAUUGUCACCAUGGGGGACACGCUGGCUGGGAAGGGGCUGGUGGAAGCUGCUCACUUCUGCUACCUCAUGGCUCACGUGCCCUUCAGCUACUACACGGUGAAGACAGACCAUCUGGCCUUGGUGGGCAGCAGCCACAGUCAAGAGUUUUUGACAUUUGCAACCACGGAGGCAAUCCAGAGGACGGAGAUCUUCGAGUAUUGUCAGAUGCUGGGCCGCCCCAAAUCCUUCAUCCCUUCUUUCCAGGUGUAUAAACUCCUUUAUGCUUCACGGCUGGCAGAUUACGGCCUGGCAUCCCAGGCCCUGCAUUACUGUGAAGCCAUUGGCACAGCCCUCCUUAGCCAGGAAGAGAGCAGUCACCCUGUGCUAUUAGUGGAACUCAUCAAGCUAGCAGAGAAACUGAAGUUGUCAGAUCCUUUGCUGCUAGAACGCCGCCGUGGGGACAGGGACCAGGAGCCAGACUGGCUGGUGAGCCUUAGGAGUCGCCAGGAGGCCCUCCAGCAAAAAGUAUCAGCAGACACUGGGGAUCCUCAUUCUGUUCACUCAAGAGCCAGAAGAGCCACAGCCGGCAUCCACACUGAUGAACCAAAAAACACCUUCUAUCAGGAUCUGUCAGGACAACAAGGUGAUUCAGAAGCCCUUGGUGACCGCUCAGCCCUGUGGCCAACAUCAGAACCGACAGUCCCAGCCCAGCCCGCCCCACAGCAGUCCUUUCCACUCCUGCCGGGCUCCUACCCAUAUGGAGGAGGUGCAGGACAGACUGGGGUCCCGGUGCCUCUUUACUCAGUUCCCCUGACCCAUCAGCCCGGGACUGGGAGUGGAGGCAGUGUGGCAGUGACAGGGGCUCCUGGAGGAAGCACCUGGGAGGAAAACCAGCAGAUGUAUCCAACCCCUGGAGAGAAUACGGUGUCUCAAGAAAACUUCCAGCAUUCCAGUGGUCCAAAGGUCAUGCCCCAGCCUCAGGUGCCCCUGAUUCCUGGAGCAGGAAAUGUUGCUGAGAGUUCUAAGGAGCAGGAUGGGGAUGAAUCCUCUGAUGAAACAGAUAAAAAGGCUUCCCAAAGUGCUGCGCAGAGAGAGAAGCAAGGAGACUUGAAGGAGAACACAAAGAGCUCAGGGUUUGGCUGGUUCAGCUGGUUUCGCUCGAAGCCCAGCAACGCAUCCCCCUCUGAGGAUGAAGACUCAUCUGACAGUCCUGACUCUGAGCAGACCUCCAGAGCACCAUCUCCCACUAAGGCUGGCCCUGGUCCCUCACUGACACCUUUCCCAGAGUCCCAGCCUCUGCCAGGUGGGGGUGAAGUCCUAGGAUCGGUGUCCAGUGGGGGAGCAGCUGAGAGUACUGAAAGUGGAGGCUUGUCCGGGCCUGAGGGUGUUUCUUCAGAGACCUACUUCAAUCCUGGUUCUCUGCUGCCUCCCCCCACCUUCAAAGGGUCUGUUCCUCUUUACAACCCAUCUCAGGUCGCUCAGCUCUCCAUGACCACUGGCCUGAACCGGCCCAAUCGCCUAGCUCAGCGUCGCUAUCCAACCCAGCCUUGAUGAGACGACCCACCCCAGGCGGGUUUCUCUGGGGUACAACUUUUAUGUGUUCUUCCUUCUGAACCCCCCCAUCCCUCUGUCAUAGAAGGGUUAUCAAGAUGACUGUGCCAGUCUAUUGCCUACACUGGGCAUUUAGAAGGCAAGGGGACUGAGACUCCUAGGGCACAACACAGUCUAACUCUCAAGAUGUAGCUUCAGAUCCAUGGAAAUGGCUUCCACAGAUGGGAAAGCUGGUAUCAAAGACUGGAGGUGAGCAGAAUGCUGUGCCAGCAGUAUUGAGGGUGGAGGCUUCACACCCUCAGGACAGUCAGGGCCUAUGAACACCACUGCCCAGGUCAACAAAGACAGCCCUGGGCUCUGCAGCAAAAAAUUAUUGAGGACCAUAUUCUGGACCGUCUCUGACUCUUGCUCUGUCUUAGUUACAGACCAAUUAACAGCUCUAGUUAGCCAAGUCUUUAUACUGAAACUUGAUUAUUGUUUCCUAUCAUAAUUCCCUUUUCAGUGACAUUUUCAGCAGUUUCUCUCUUGGUCCUCGUUUUUGGCCCAUUAAAAAAAUGUGGUUCAGAUUAAUUAUAUUUCUCUCACUUUCUUAGCUGGUCCUAUUUUUUCACAUUCUGGCAUCUGGCUAUCAAGUUAGAUUGCUGUAGGCAUCAUAUUGUCAUGGUAACUACUCAACCUAAUGAUGCAGAUGGAUGGAACAUCAGUAUAAUAAAUGAUGGGAAAUGUUUCCUAAAAAUUCAUUUCUUCCAUAAGAGAGGGGGAAUGAGAACCUGAUAUUGUUAAUAACGCCCUUCUUGCUUCAAGCCUUUGCAAAUUGAUGUUCGGAGGGUCACUGGAGCCAGAAGGAGGAGGGAGACAUCUUGAAAAUUUCCAUUUCUCCUUUCAAACCCAAAAUAGGAAAGACUCUUGCUGUUUGUCAGACUUGCUGGAAAUUGCUCCUCACAAAGAACAUUUUUUUUGUAUGUGUAAUUGUACAUACAGGUUUCGUAUACUCUAAUGUCCCAUGGUUCUGAUGUUGAUAGCAAUUAAACCAGAUAAUUU
This is a messenger RNA of Talpa occidentalis (Iberian mole), 4329 nucleotides long. RefSeq names its product SEC16 homolog B, endoplasmic reticulum export factor (gene SEC16B). Gene Ontology annotation, cellular component: endoplasmic reticulum exit site; ER to Golgi transport vesicle membrane. NCBI's taxonomy places the organism in Eukaryota, Metazoa, Chordata, Mammalia, Eulipotyphla, Talpidae. The record is from RefSeq and is a predicted model, not a curated record. The coding region runs from base 124 to 3288 and encodes 1054 amino acids. The transcript is spliced from 26 exons. Gene Ontology annotation, biological process: Golgi organization; autophagy; COPII vesicle coat assembly.